UGUGGAGUCGGAUCACGACCAAAAGAUGCCGCCGCCAAGGCAGCUGUUGCGGUUCUCCAAUUAACUUCUGUUUCAUCAGGCAGAUCCUAUGCUCUGGAAGUGGCUGCAGCAAUCAUAAUUCAAUCAGUUUUUCGGGGUUAUUUGGCAAGAAAAGCAUUGAAUGCAUUGAAAGGGCUGGUGAAAUUGCAGGCACUGAUAAGGGGGCAUUUGGUGAGGAAACAGGCGGCGGCUACACUAAGGUGCAUGCAAGCACUCAUUACAGCUCAGGCCAGAGCUCGAGCCCAGCGACUUAAAAUGGCUGAGGAUCAAGAAAACCAGAGGAUAUCACUUCAUAGAAGAUCUACACAAGACAAUAACAAAUUCCAUCCCUCACCAUAUCAAGAACUUGAUAGAGGGAUGCUGGAUGACACCAUCAAGAUUGUGGAGAUGGAUCUAGGAGCAACACCAAGGGCAAACCGAGACCACAUAUUAUCAACGUUAAAUGGGCCAUACCCAAAGCAUGAAGCCCAACACCAUAUCUCUCCAGCCCCAUCCGGCAUGACGGAUCAAAGCCCAAGAGUCUACAGUGGACACUACGAGGACUACUCAUAUUGCACCCCACAAAGCAGCCCACAUUGCCACUCCAAGCCCACAACCCCAAUUCUCUAUGGAUCUGACUCACUUUACCACGAAUACCCAUUUUACCCCGGCUAUAUGGCCAACACUGAGUCUUCUCGGGCCAAAGUCCGGUCACAUAGCGCCCCGAAGACCCGGCCCGAAACGUUCGAGCGGCAGCCCAGCAAACGUAGACCGUCCAUUGAGGGGAAGAACUUGCCGAGAGCGAUCCGGAUGCAACGGUCCACAUCUCACGUGGGGUCCACGCCCCAGAGUUACCAUUAUCCGUGGUCAAUCAAGCUUGACCGGUCAAAUAUGUCGCUCAAGGAUAGCGAGUGUGGGUCCACCUGCAGUGUUCUCACCACUAAUACGAUGUACAGCAGACAUGUGGUUGGCUUUGAUGUACAGGGAAAUAGGUACUAAUUACUUGAUAAACAAGAACGUGAGAAGAAAGUACAAGUAAUGAACUGAAAAGGAACAUUGUCAUGACUUUGUAACGCUUUGCUCACUACAGUUUGAAUAUUUGAUCCUCUUUGAUGUGGCGUCCAGUGUAUAAGUUUGAUAAAUGGUACAUUAAGCAUUGUGUAUAUUGUACAACUUUGGUAUCUCUAGUCAAUUAAUUUAUACUUCGUAUACGUUAAUAAUAUUGUUCCACGAGUUCAGCUUCCAUUUCAAAAUUAAGUUGUCUCUAAUUCCACUUUUCACUGUGAAUUACAUAUAUUGUCAAGGGUCCACAGUCCAGCAGCCUAAAUAAAUUUCGAAAGUUUGUG
This is a messenger RNA of Cuscuta epithymum, 1364 nucleotides long. The record is from the annotation of a GenBank genome assembly. NCBI's taxonomy places the organism in Eukaryota, Viridiplantae, Streptophyta, Magnoliopsida, Solanales, Convolvulaceae.